Messenger RNA from Schistocerca cancellata (South American locust), 2406 nucleotides. RefSeq lists its product as uncharacterized. Gene Ontology annotation, molecular function: transcription coactivator activity. The record is from RefSeq and is a predicted model, not a curated record. The coding region runs from base 1 to 2406 and encodes 801 amino acids. The transcript has 8 exons. Gene Ontology annotation, cellular component: mediator complex. Gene Ontology annotation, biological process: regulation of transcription by RNA polymerase II. Lineage: Eukaryota; Metazoa; Arthropoda; Insecta; Orthoptera; Acrididae.
AUGAAUGGCAACUAUUGGACCAACAGCAAAAGCGCUUGUGGCUUCUACAACAGCAGGAACAACGAGUUUCAACGGCAGCUAUAUGACCAACAGCAACAGCGCUUGUGGCCUGUACAACAGCAGGAACAACGACAGUUUGAUUGGCAGCUAUCGGACCAAGAGCAAAAGCGCUUGUGGCUUCUACAACAGCAGGAACAACGAGCAGCUAUCGGACCAACAGCAAAAGCGCUUGAGGCUUCAACAACAGCAGGAACAACGAGAUUGAUUGGCAGCUACGUGGCCAACAGCAACACCUCUUGUGGCUUCUACAACAGCAGGAACAAAGACAGUUUGAUUGGCAGCUAUUGGACCAACAGCAAAAGCGCUUGUGGCUUCUACAACAGCAGAAAAAACGAGUUUGAUUGGCUGCUAUCAGGAACAACGAGUUUGAAUGUCAGCUAUGUGACAAACAGCAACAGCGCUUGUGGCUUCAACUACAGCAGGAACAACAACAGUCUGAUUGGCAGCUAUGUGACCAACAGCAAAAGCGCUUGUGGCUUCUACAACAGCAGGAACAUCGAGUUUCGUUGGCAGCUAUGUGACCAACAGCAACAGCGCUUGUGGCUUCUACAACAGCAAGAACAACGCAAUUUGAUUGGCAGCUGUCGGACCAACAGCAAAAGCGCUUGUGGCUUCUACAACAGCAGGAACAACGAGUAUGAUUGGCAGCUAUCUGACAAACAGCAACAGCGCUUGUGGCUUCUACAACAGCAGGAACAACGACAGGAACAACGACAGUUUGAUUGGCAGCUAUCGGACCAACAGCAAAAGCGCUUGUGGCUUCUACAACAGCAAGAACAAGAGUUUAAUUCGCAGCUAUGUGACCAACAGCAACAGCGCUUGUGGCUUCUGCAACAGCAGGAACAACGACAAUAUGUGACCAACAGCAACAGCGCUUGUGGCUUCUACAACAGCAGGAACAACGACUGUUUGACUGGCAGCUAUGUGACCAACAGCAACAGCGCUUCUGGCUUCUACAAUAGCAGGAACAACGACAGUUUGAAUGGUAAAUAUGUGACCACUAGUAACAGCGCUUGUGGCUUCUACAACUGUAGGAACAACCACAGUUUGAUUGUCACCUAUCGGACCAACAGCAAAAGGGCUUGUGGCUUCUACAACAGCAGGAACAACGACAGUUUGAUUGGCAUCUAUGUGACCAACAGCAAAAGCGCUUGUGGCCUCUACAACAGCAGGAACAACGACAGUUUGAUCGGCAGCUAUCGGACCAACAGCAAAAGCGCUUGUGGCUUCUACAUCAGCAAGAACAACGAGUUUGAUUGGCAGCUAUGUGACCAACUGCACCUGAGCUUGCGGCUUAAACAAGAGCGGGAACAACGACAGUUUGAUUCGCAGCUAUCGGACCAACAGCAAAACCGCUUCAACAGCGCUUGUGGCUUCUACAACAGCAGGAACUACGACAGUUUGAUUGGCAGCUAUCGGACCAACAGCAAAAGCACUUGUGGCUCCUACAACUGCAAGAACAACGAAUUUGAUUGGCAGCUAUGUGACCAACAGCAACAGAGCUUGUGGCUUCUACAACAGCAGGAACAACGACAAUUUGAUUGGCAGCUAUGUGACCAACAGCAACAGCGCUUGUGGCUUCUACAACAGCAGGAACUGCGACUGUUUGAUUGGCAGGUAUGUGACCAACAGCAACAGCGCUUGUGUCUUCCACAACAGCAGCAACAACAACAGUUUGAUUGGCAGCUAUCGGACCAACAGCAAAAGCGCUUGUGGCCUCUACAACAGCAGGAACAACGACAGUUUGAUUGGCAGCUAUGUGACCAACAGCAACAGCGCUUGCGGCUUCUACAACAGCAGGAAGAACGACAGUUUGAUUGGCAGCUAUCGGACCAACAGCAACAGCACUUGUGGCUUCUACAACAACAGGAACAACGACUGUUUGAUUGGCAGGUACGUGACCAACAGCAACAGCGCUUGUGUCUUCCACAACAGCAGCAACAACAACUGUUUUAUUGGCAGCUAUCGGACCAACAGCAAAAGCGCUUUUGGACUCUACAACAGCAGGAACAACGACAGUUUGAUUGGCAGGCAUGUGACCAACAGCAACAGCGCUUCUGGCUUCUACAAAAGCAGGAACAACGACAGUUUGAUUGGCAGCAUUCGGACCAACAGCAAAAGCGCUUGUGGCUUCUACAACAGCAGGAACAAGGCAGUUUGAUUGGCAGCUAUCGGACCAACAGGAAAAGCGCUUGUGGCUUCUACAACAGCAGGAUCAACGAGUUUGAUUGGCAGCUAUGUGACCAACAGCAACAGCGCUUGUGGCUUCUACAACUGCAGGAACAACGACUGUUUGAUUGGCAGCUAUGUGACCAACAGCAACAGCGCUUGUGGCUUCUACAAUAG